GGCGGCUGCCGGCGCUGCCUCCCGCUGCUACGCGGUGGCCGGAGCGGGGCGCGGAGCGGCGGCGCGGUCGGCCGCGGGUGCGGACCAUGGGCUGGCGGCUGCUGCCCGCCGUCCUGCUGGCCCUGGCUCUGGCCGGCCCCGCGGCGCGGGCGCAGAACGACACCGAGCCCAUCGUCCUGGAGGGCAAAUGUCUGGUGGUCUGCGACUCCAACCCGGCCACCGAUACCAAGGGCUCGUCCUCCUCCCCGCUGGGCAUCUCCGUGCGGGCGGCCAACUCCAAGGUCGCCUUCUCGGCAGUGAGGAGCACCAACCACGAGCCCUCCGAGAUGAGCAACAAGACGCGCAUCAUCUACUUCGACCAGAUCCUAGUAAAUGUGGGCAAUUUUUUCACGUUGGAGUCUGUCUUUGUAGCGCCAAGAAAAGGAAUUUACAGUUUCAGCUUUCAUGUGAUCAAAGUCUAUCAGAGUCAAACAAUUCAGGUUAAUUUGAUGCUGAAUGGAAAGCCAGUUAUUUCUGCUUUUGCUGGGGAUAAGGAUGUCACACGUGAAGCUGCCACUAAUGGAGUCCUGCUCUAUCUAGACAAAGAGGAUAAGGUUUACCUGAAAUUGGAGAAAGGUAACCUGGUCGGCGGAUGGCAGUAUUCUACAUUUUCUGGCUUUCUGGUCUUUCCUCUGUAAAGUCAAUUUUCCUGUGACAUUCAUCCAGGUGUGGACUCAUCAUUGCCUUUGUCACAUGAAGAUCAUUUUAUCAUCAGGGGAUUGAUGUUUCUUUAU
Dryobates pubescens (Downy woodpecker) is the source of this 773-nucleotide messenger RNA. It is a transcript of the gene CBLN4, whose product is annotated as cerebellin 4 precursor. Bases 87 to 677 code for a protein of 196 amino acids. The record is from RefSeq and is a predicted model, not a curated record. Gene Ontology annotation, molecular function: protein binding. NCBI's taxonomy places the organism in Eukaryota, Metazoa, Chordata, Aves, Piciformes, Picidae. The transcript has 3 exons.